AUGGCACUGAAGUACGUCAACAAGCUGGAAGGCAAGUCUGUCCUCAUUGUCGGCGGAUCAUCAGGUAUCGGGUUCGCCGUCGCGGAAGCCGGCGUUGAGUUUGGUGCGCGUGUAGUAGUCGCAAGCCGAAGCCAGGAAAGAGUCUCCAAGGCGAUCGAAAGACUUACGGCAUCCUAUCCUAACGCAAAGGAUCGCAUUCGGGGCCACGUAGUAGACCUCUAUGGUGAUGAAUCAGAGAGUAACAUCACGAAGCUCUUCGAGUUUGUCACCAAAGGCGGAAAAGACAAGGUCGACCAUGUCAUCGAGACGGCGGGGGAGAAUCUCAACACCUCGCUAACGCUGCAGGAGGCCACGCCGAAGCGCAUCGCUGAAGCCAGCAGCUCACGAGUCUCUGGGGCCGUUAUGCUUGCCAAAGUGGCCUUCAAAUACCUCAAAAAAGAGCAUACGUCUUCUCUCACUUUGACCGGCGGAGCGACCGCACACAAGCCGCCGCUAGGAAUGAGUGUAUUGGCAACUGUUGGUGGCGCUAAGGAUGCGCUGGCAAGGGGACUCGCGGUCGACAUGAAUCCUGUGAGAGUAAACCUCGUCUCUCCUGGAGCGGUGCAGACAGAUAUGCUUGAUUCUGUGCUCGAAAACAUGAAGUUCGGAAGAGCCUGUGCGGAUCUCAAAGUUGUCCGGGCCUUGUUUAAGGGUGCAUCGUUGAUGGGAAGGAUCGGAGACCCAGAGGACCUGGCUGAAGCCUAUCUAUCGCUGAUGAAGAAUCACUUUGUUACAGGAACAAUACUGCAUGUAAAUGGCGGUCUUUUAUUGAAGUGA
Molecule: messenger RNA, 816 nt
Organism: Colletotrichum spaethianum
Lineage: Eukaryota; Fungi; Ascomycota; Sordariomycetes; Glomerellales; Glomerellaceae
Product: short-chain dehydrogenase/reductase ATR9
Exons: 1
Coding region: 1-816 (271 amino acids)
Molecular function (GO): oxidoreductase activity
Source: RefSeq, a predicted model, not a curated record